Messenger RNA from Spea bombifrons (plains spadefoot toad), 1128 nucleotides. Its product is annotated as trans-1,2-dihydrobenzene-1,2-diol dehydrogenase-like. The coding region runs from base 38 to 1042 and encodes 334 amino acids. Gene Ontology annotation, biological process: D-xylose catabolic process. The record is from RefSeq and is a predicted model, not a curated record. NCBI's taxonomy places the organism in Eukaryota, Metazoa, Chordata, Amphibia, Anura, Pelobatidae. The transcript has 7 exons. Gene Ontology annotation, molecular function: nucleotide binding; D-xylose 1-dehydrogenase (NADP+) activity.
UCUAUCGCUGUCUCUGUCUCUGUCGCUGUCUCUGGCCAUGGCUACAAAAUGGGGAAUCUGCUCUGUAGGAAAAAUCGCCAAUGACUUCAUGGUGGCCCUGGCGACCCUGCCACCUGAGGACCAUCAGGCUGUGGCGGUGGCAGCCAGGGACCUGAAGCGCGCCAAAGACUUUGCCCGAACUCAUAACAUUCCAAGGGCUUAUGGAUCCUAUGAAGAGCUUGCCAAGGACCCCAACAUUGAUAUAAUCCACGUCGGUGUCCUACACACGGUCCAUCGGGAUGUGGUCAUGAUGUUCCUGAAGAAUAGGAAGAAUGUAUUGUGUGAAAAGCCGAUGGCCAUGAACACCGCGGAGGUCAAGGAACUUACCGCAGCUGCCCGGAAAUACAACGUGUUCUUUAUGGAGGCUGUCUGGGGCCGUUUCUUCCCGGUGUACGAAGAAAUCCGCACCAUAUUAUCUCAGAAGGGAAUUGGAGAUGUGAAAGUAGUAAGGGCGGAAUUUGGUUCUAACCAGUACCACGUUCCACGAGCGGUGGAAAAGGAGCUCGGAGGAGGGGCGCUUCUUGAUAUCGGUUGCUACUGUAUCCAGUUUGCGUUGAUGGUGUUUAAUGGGGAGAGACCAGAGUCUGUGACAGCUAAAGGCUUCUUGUAUGAGACUGGGGUGGACGAAACUGUGACUAUAAUUCUACAGUAUGCAGGAAAACGCCAGGCCAUCCUCACUACCACCAUGAUGGUUGCAAUGCCAAACCAAGCUGCCAUAUGCGGGUCUAAAGGGAUGAUUCAGGUUCCAUCAUGCAUGUGGUGUCCAACUUCCGUCAUCAUCAAUGGAAAAGAAACCAAAUUCCCUCUUCCCCCUUCUACGAAACCCAUGAAUUUUACUAAUAGCACGGGGCUGAGUUAUGAAGCUGAGCAUGUGCGACAGUGUCUCCUGAAAGGACUAAAGGAAAGUCCACUGAUGAGCUUGGCAGACAGCGAGCUCCUGGCCACCAUCAUGGAAGAAGUUCGCAAGCAGCUUGGAGUCACAUUCCCUCAAGAUCGAGCCUAAUUGUGUAAUGAGGAUCAGUUGAAAAUGCAGUUCGACGGCACCCAAGGAAACAAAUAAAAAUGAACAAGCUGAAAAAUAAAAAAGAA